AUUCGCACUGUUUACCUGCGAAUUUGCGGCAAUAAUCUACAUCUAAUAUAUAUAAUAUUAAUCAUCUUACUAUAAAAAUAAAACGUAUUUCAAUGAAGCUUUUGAAACCUAUUUGGGUCAAUCACGAUGACAAACCAAUAUUUUCUGUGGAUAUUCAUCCAGCGGGGAAGCGAUUUGCUACAGGGGGUCAGGGUCUCGACUCAGGCCGGGUUGUCGUGUGGAACUUGAAUUCAGUGUUGUUUGAAGAAGUAGAAGUAGAUCCUAAUGUUCCUAAAAUGCUUUGUCAAAUGGACAAUCAUUUAGCCUGUGUUAACUGUGUACGAUGGAGUAAUGGUGGCAGAUACUUAGCAUCAGGUGGAGAUGAUAGACUUAUCAUGGUAUGGGGACUCAGUGUAGCUGUAGGAGCUGGAAAGCAUAAAGCAGAGACUUGGAGAUGUUUAGCAACAUUGAGAGGGCAUGCAGGUGAUGUAUUAGAUCUGGCAUGGUCACCAUUAGACAAAUGGCUCGCUAGUUGCAGUGUUGAUAACACUAUAAUCAUAUGGAAUGCUGAAAAAUUUCCUGAAAUGGUCUGUGUUCUAACUGGUCACACUGGACUUGUAAAAGGAGUUGCCUGGGACCCUGUGGGCAAAUAUUUGGCAUCACAGUCAGAUGACAAAUCGCUGCGUGUUUGGAAAACAGUUGAUUGGUCUCAAGAAACUGUAAUUACUGAACCAUUUGAUGAGUGUGGCGGUACAACUCAUGUGCUUCGACUAUCAUGGUCACCAGAUGGUCAGUAUGUGUUAUCAGCACACGCUAUGAAUGGAGGUGGACCAACUGCUCAAGUGGUUGAGAGAGAGGGCUGGCGAUGUGAUAAGGACUUUGUUGGACAUCGGAAAGCUGUUACAUGUGCUCGUUUUAACAGCAAUAUAUUCGUUAAAGAGGGAAAGAAGUGUUGUUGUGCUGCUGUGGGAUCACGGGAUCGGGCUUUAUCAAUUUGGCUCACGUCUCUCAAGCGGCCUUUGGUUGUUGUACACGAUCUAUUCACUGACAGUGUGCUUGAUCUUUCCUGGAGUUCUGAUGGUUUAAAUUUACUCGCGUGCAGUUCUGAUGGUACUGUCGCGUGCAUACAGUUUACAAAUAAGGAAAUUGGUACCCCACUAACACUUGAAGAAAAGAAUUCGCUAUACGAGAAAAUCUACGGAAAAUGUCCUGCGAAUGAGUCCGGCGGUGACCUGUCUUCCAAUCUCUUGGUUGAGUGUCCAGAAAUUCUACUCGCUCGGGAGAAGCAAGAGGCCAAAAAGGAAACUCCUAAAGAGGAAACUACUCCUAAGAAUGACAAAUCACAGCAAAAACCAAUAUACACGCCUUCCCCGAUGUCAACCCAAUCAAGUCCGGCGCCUCUACGUCCAAUGGACCGGCAGAUAGAGACGCGAACGUCGGAUGGCAAACGACGUAUCACACCUGUAUUCAUCCCGCUCACACAGGCGGACGCCAAUGAGUCACUUGGUUCAAUACCUGGCGGAAAUGAAAAUUGCUUCAGUACAUCGUCGCAGAGCAAGUCACGCAUCAUAGUAGAGAGAAGAGAUGACAUCAUCAUACAUCCAAAUGUCAGUAACCACGCGCUCAGCAGAAGUAAUGAUAACGGAUUGGACCAACGUCUCAGAAAGCGUACGACAUCGACCCUCCCAGGACCGAAAGCUGAAGAUCUACAAGCCAAGAGAUCGUGCACGUCUCCGACGGAGCAGGUUUCGUCCCGUGGGGUAUACUUGGGACCGUCGCUGCCCGUCCCAGCUUUGGGGACGGCUGGGCCAAUUGUGAGAGCCGCUGGAUUGUUGAGAUUGCAAGUGGUGAAUAAAGCAUACAACACUCCAUAUGGCAAAUUGUCUCGGCUUGAGUUAAUACCAAACAAUUCUGCAUCAAACGAUCCGGUAUGGGACGCUUGCUUAGGUUCACCCGUAUCGUGUAUAUCCUGCGACGCCCGUUGGCUGUGCGUAUCUUGUACGGAUGGAUCGUUACACGUGUGGAGAAACGCCAAACCGAAGCCCUACAGGGCUUUGCCCCCACUCGCUUUACCAUCUCCGGCGCACAAAUUGUCCUUAAACGGGGACACCUUAUCAGUGGUGACGUCAUCAGCUGAAUUGACCAUGUGGGACCUUAACAAUGCAACCUGUUCCCUUCGGUCACUGUCUUUCAGGAAUUUACUUUCAAAUAACGCUUCCGUCACAAACUGUACGUUGGUGGACGGAAACCCCAUGAUAUCAUUGAAUACUGGCAAAAGUUAUAUUUACUGCAAGAAAUUGUGGGCUUGGGUACUAUGGACAGAUGGGGGUGAUCCGGUGAGACGUGCGGGAGGUGGAGCCGGUAGCAGCAGAAGACCACGAGUUUCCUCUCCUUUACAGCAUUCUGCUACACAGGGUAAAUACAACGCGUGCGCUGCUCGUAGCUGGUUAGAGUCACAGGUGUCUGUAUGUUUGCAUCUUCGUUUGGCUAGGGACUAUCGGCAUUGGAUCAACGCACUGUUUACGCAUCUGAUAGGUCAUGGCACUGAAGAUCAACUUAGAACCAUUUUAGAUGAUCUAUUGGGACCUAGUCAUUGUAUUUCGCAGCCUUCCAAGUGGGAAUCCAAUAUAUUGGGAAUCAAAAAACAUGAGUUAUUAGAAGAAUUAUUGGCUCUUCUCGUGAGGCAACUGCGCUGGCAGAGGCUGUACACUGAAUACGCGGAUCAGUUGAACGAACUCAAACAAAAAACACCUUUACUCAAUGGACACACGUAACAUUGAGGUUAGACUGAAAAAAUAACCAUUAAAAAUCCCGUAUUCCAAAUUCUUCAAGGUGUCUUUAAAGGUUCGAACAGUUAACCUUGAUGACGGGAAUUAAAAAUAUGUACCUUCCAUUUUUUAAGUCACUUCCAGUAUAAUGCUUCCAUACGGUUGUGAAUGAACUCCUGCACCGCUUAGUUUUCAUGAAUUUUAUGUGUUUAUGAAUUACAGCGGUACUCAAUAUAAUCUUACUAUAUCUUAGAACGUUACAACUUAAUGAUUGUUUAAAUAACUUUUAAUGCAUGAAUUAGUAGGAAUGUGCCGAUGCGAAUGGUCCAUUUUAUCUCGUUAAUUAAGUUUCAAUUGUUUGGUGAAUUUAAUAAAAUAAUAAACAGUAUUAUCCAAUAUUUUCUUGCGUUCGAAAUGUUAGUCAUAUAAUGCAUAUAAAUUAUAUGUAUAUUGAAUUUAGAUUACUUUUGAAAUUUCUCUUUGCUGUGAUUUAUAAUAAGAAUAUUAUAAGGCGUUUUAUAAAAGGUUCGUAUCUAAUAUUGAGGUUAAGUAUUAGGGUUUUGAUUUUAUACUAUGCAUGCGAAAAUAAAAUCGUUUGGUUAGAUAAACUUGCUUGAAUAACGAAUACGUUACGUUCUUACGUUAGUAAUAACUGAAUAAUAUAAGUCUCGGUAUCAUAAAAUGAGAAAGCGAAGGAAAAACUUAAAUAUUUCUCAGUAUCAAAUGACUGGUCAAGUUAUUUGAUGAGAAUUAUACAAUAUCAGUUCCAAUUAGUGUUUUUUUUUGAUGAAAAUAGUUCGAAUUUUCUUUAUCGUUUACGAUUCCUAUUAACGACUAGUAUUAUAUAGAAACAGGGCGUUAGAUAAACUAGUAUAUAAGUCGUGAUGCCCCAAUUAGAUUAUUCUCAUUUGAAAGGUUGUGUAUUGUUAAAUUGUAUUCUUUCUACAAUUUAAGUCAUUUAUAGAAAUCGACGAUAUUGUUUCGUAAAAUAUUUUAAGAAUUUUUAUCAUUACAGGUUCAUUUACGUGCAUAUUUGUUAGAUGAAUCAAUUUACUGCCAUUCUACGUAAUAAUUAGCAUUUUCUUCAAUGUUUCA
This is a messenger RNA of Pieris brassicae (large cabbage white), 3842 nucleotides long. It is a transcript of the gene Hira, whose product is annotated as protein HIRA homolog. Gene Ontology annotation, cellular component: nucleus; HIR complex. Gene Ontology annotation, biological process: DNA-templated transcription; chromatin remodeling; regulation of DNA-templated transcription. The record is from RefSeq and is a predicted model, not a curated record. The transcript is spliced from 20 exons. Gene Ontology annotation, molecular function: nucleosome binding; protein binding. The coding region runs from base 93 to 2753 and encodes 886 amino acids. NCBI's taxonomy places the organism in Eukaryota, Metazoa, Arthropoda, Insecta, Lepidoptera, Pieridae.